Messenger RNA from Cynoglossus semilaevis (tongue sole), 4192 nucleotides. Its product is annotated as protocadherin beta-15. Gene Ontology annotation, biological process: homophilic cell-cell adhesion. Bases 95 to 3109 code for a protein of 1004 amino acids. Lineage: Eukaryota; Metazoa; Chordata; Actinopteri; Pleuronectiformes; Cynoglossidae. The record is from RefSeq and is a predicted model, not a curated record. Gene Ontology annotation, cellular component: plasma membrane. Gene Ontology annotation, molecular function: calcium ion binding. The transcript has 4 exons.
UCAGUUUUCAGGAUCGAUUUCUACAUUUCCACCACCGAGUGGCUUCCAGAAGAGAGGGAUGUCUUGGUGAGGUGCUUUUACGCACGCUGCUCAAAUGGAUCACAGACACUCCAGAGGCAGCUGGGUACCUGUGACUGGGCUGGUCAUAUGUCUGCUUCUGUGUGCCUGUGUUGUGGACCUGGUUCUUGCGCAAAUUCGGUACUCGAUCCCCGAGGAGCUGGACCACGGAGCGUUUGUUGGCAACAUCGCCGAGGACCUGGGCUUGGAUGUGGCCAAGCUGUCCGCCCGUCGGUUCCGUAUAGUCUCCGGUGCCAACAAACAGUAUUUAGAAGUGAACUUAGAGAACGGUAUCCUCUUUGUCAACGAAAAAAUCGACAGAGAGGAGCUGUGUGAACGGAGCCCGAACUGCUUUUUACACCUACAAGUGGUCAUCGAAAACCCAUUAGAACUGUACCGGGUGGAAGUGGAAAUUUUAGAUGUAAACGACAACUCUCCCAGUUUUCCGUGGAGCGAGUUCAACCUGGACAUCACUGAGUCGGCAGCGCCCGGCUCCUGUUUCCCGCUGGAGAGCGCGCAGGAUCAGGACGUUGGCACCAACUCUCUGCGCUCCUACCAGCUCAGCGCGAAUGAGCACUUUGUGCUGAACAUCCAGACGCGCAACGAUGGCAGCAAGUUUGCCGAGCUGGUGCUGGACACACCGCUGGACCGGGAGCAGCAGAAAAAACACGAGAUGGUUCUGACAGCCUUUGACGGCGGCUCACCAGAACGCUCCGGGACGGCGGUGAUAACUAUUACGGUGCUGGAUGCCAACGACAACGUGCCUGUGUUUGACAGAUCCGUGUACCGGGCAAGUCUUGUGGAGAACGCACCGAGAGGGACCAUGGUGGUGAAGCUGAACGCCACAGACAUGGAUGAGGGAUCUAACGGAGAGGUGACCUAUGCGUUCAGCGGCCACGCACCGCUGAGGGUGCGGGAACUGUUCAGUGUGGACCCGUACACCGGUGAAAUCAGAGUGAAGGGCAUCGUGGACUAUGAGAAAGACAGCGUGUACGAGCUGUAUGUGCAGGCAAAAGACCGGGGACCGUCGGCGGUGGCUGUCCACAGUAAAGUUCUGGUGGACAUCCUGGAUGUGAAUGACAACGCGCCCGAGGUCAUCCUCACUUCAGUGUCCACCCCUGUCCAGGAGGACGCGCCGCCCGGCACAGUGAUAGCUGUCAUUAGUGUCAUGGACCGAGAUUCUGGAGAGAACGGGAACGUUGACUGUCAAAUCCCGAACAACGUUCCCUUUCAGCUCCAUUCGUCGUUUAAAAACUAUUACACUUUGGUGACGAGCGAGUUCCUCGACAGGGAAACUGUGUCCGAGUAUAACAUCACCCUCACUGCCCGCGACUUAGGGUCUCCUUCACUGUCCACCAGGAAAACCAUCCUGGUCCAAGUGUCUGACAUUAACGACAACCCGCCGCGGUUCUCCCAGCCUUCGUACACCGUGUAUGUGACUGAGAACAACGCCCCGGGCGCUUCGAUUUGCUCCGUCACUGCGUUCGACCCCGAUUCUAACCAGAACGCCUAUCUGUCCUACUCCAUCCUGGAGGGCGAGAUCCAGGGCAUGCCAGUGUCCACUUACGUCUCCAUCAACUCUGACAACGGCAACAUUUACGCACUGCGCUCUUUUGAUUAUGAGCAACUUAGAAACUUUCAUAUUCUGGUGCAGGCGCAGGACGCGGGCUUCCCUCCGCUGGCGAGAAAUGUCACUGUCAACGUCUUUGUCUUGGACCAGAACGAUAACGCACCUGUUGUCGUAUCACCGAUGCCAAAAAACGGCACCGUAGCCACAGAGGUGGUCCCACGGUCAGUGGACGCUGGGUAUCUUGUGACCAAAAUAACAGCCUUAGACGCGGACGGAGGACAAAACUCCCGGCUGUCCUACCAAUUGGUGCAGGCGACGGACCCGGGACUGUUCAGCGUGGCUCUGUACACGGGCGAAAUUCGAACCAUUCGCAGAUUGGCGGACAAAGACGCAACAAGGCAGAGACUCGUCAUAUUAGUCAAGGACAAUGGCCAGCCGCCGCUCUCUGCCACUGUGUCUAUUGUGCUCACAGUGGUAGACAGUGUGCCAGAGUCGCUGUCAGAUUUUGGAGACUUCACUCUCAGCCCACAGCCGCCCUCAAACCUGGCUCUCUAUUUAAUCGUAUCACUGAGCACAAUAUCGUUAAUAUUCUUAGUGGCCAUCAUCGUGCUGGCAGCGAUUAAGUGCUACAAGGACAGAGAGACCCUGAGCGGCUACAACCUGCCCCCCUUUGCCUGCUGCUGCUGCGGAGGGUUUCAGCCUGAGCCGCCGCCGGAGGUGUUCAAAAAAUCCAACAUCAACCUGCAGAUUUCCUCCGCUGCCAAAGUGCCCACGAACUGUAUGGAGGUGAAUGGAAAUAGUAGUCUCUCACAGUCAUAUUGUUAUAAAGUGUGCCUGACCCCCGAAUCUGCAAAAAGUGACUUUAUGUUUCUGAAGCCGUGCAGCCCCAGCAUCACACCGAGGAACAACGAGGCGAAGAGCGCAGAAAACUCCUGGAACGCACAAAGCCGGAAUGCAUCUGUGAACAACGGAGCCACGACACCUAAUGAGCUGAAGCAGCCCAAUACAGACUGGACACUAACAAAAAAUCAGAACUCUUCCAUCAAAAGUUACAACUCCAUCAACAUGGACGACACACUCAUGCACAAGGCCAUACAUGCAGACCCAGAAAACUACGUCACCUCCAUGGCACCUGGACAGUACUGGACCUGGGGUACUCGCAUAAGAGGAACAAAAGAGUAUAAGAAGUCUCCUUCACCCAGUGGGGUCACACCUCGCCCAUGGACACCCAGGUGUACACCCCCACCACAGCAGCAGCAGCCGUCGGCCCCCUCCCACACUCACCCGCACCCUCCGCCUGACUACCACCAUAAUGUAUAUAUCCCUGGGACACCAUCAGGAUUUUGCACCCUGAGGCCCACUGCACAGCGGAGUGAGCUCGAUGUCCACAAUUCCUUUUCAACUUUUGGAAAGAAGCAUCGUCUUCAGAUGUCCCCCCAGGGAGAGGCUGCGAUCAUUAAUAAUGAUCUGUACAAUGACUGAGGCACGGGUGACUGCUUGAAUUGAAAAUGGAAGCGACGGAUGACCCUGGUGAAUCCAGUGGAAGAGGCCAUUCAAUUUCUAACAAAUGAACACAUGAGUGACGUGUUUUAAAAGACAUGGACGAAGCAGGAAGAAAAAAGAAAAACAAAAAAAUGAACAGUCCAUUCUGGCAUAAAUGCUGGGAUAACAUAGAACCUAAAGGAAUAUUUAUGAGCCACUGCACCAUGCUAUUAUGCCAUAUAAUAAUAAUUAUUAUCACUACUACCAGUAAAUAUACACGUUGCUGGUUCUCCUGCAGACCAUAGCUGCCAGUGACACUUCAUGCCAAGACUAUGGAGGGGCUGCAGCAUCAGCCAGGAAAGAACAGAACAGAACAAUCAUCUGUGUUUCACCUCUUCUAUUCUGGAACACAGUGAAGACAUGGACGUGACUCCACUAUUAUUAUUAUUAUUAUUAUUAUUAUUAUUAUUAUUUGAACAAUCAAACUGGAGUGGGUAAAACGUGAUCAGUAAUCAUGAACAUACUUCUGAUAUUGUAUUUUUGGGUUGAAUGAGUUGUUUGAUGAUGAAGCUUGUGUGAACAUGACACAUUGUAUCAUAGUGUAUAUGCAAGCUGAAACUUAAAGCAAACAACUGUAAAAAUAAAAAAAGGUGGAGGUGGGGGGGCCUCUAGCAAACAAUGUACUGUAUACAGUUAUGAUAAUAAAGUAUUUUUUUCCACAUAGUCUUCAUCAUUUAAAUAACAUUUACAACUUGAUAAGAUACAACCAGCUGUUCAGUGAAUUGUUCCAUCUAGAUGUUCGUUGGGUUUCUGUUUUUCUUUUUAUUGCGGCCCUAAUUAUAGCUGUUAAAAGUUCGACCACUACAAAGGUUGGAAGCUUUUCUGAGCUGUUUCCUACGUUGAGAAAUAAACACAGUAAAAUGCUAACAUAUGCUAAUUGGAGUGCUCCCAUUUUCAUUUGCCCGCAGAGAAUAACGGGGGCUCAUUAUCUAAACAAACAGGGUCCUCUUUCUCGAAAUAUCACUUUAAUUAAAACCACCAACAUGAAUACAAGCAUUUGGGGACAUGGAAGCUUCAAAUGCC